UAAAAAAUACUGUGCUGAUACUAAGCGGGUAUAGGCAAUGAGAGAACCAGUUAUCAACACAAUGAGAAGAAAAAUGAAAUAGAGAAUAAGAUUGACACCGUUUCUACUGACAGCCAUCGACGAUAGAACGUUUAAUUUUGCCUGAAAAAUGUUCUGGUUUUAGUGAAAGUUUUUUUUUUUUAACAAAAUGAGUGAUGCUUCACCCGUGUUCCUGAUGAGUCAUACAAUAACGUAUGAAGUCAUUUCGGCGCCGAAUGGGAAGUACAUUGUUUGGAAAUUGUUUUUUCCACGAGUCGGCGACACUAUGUUUACCGUCGACAAACUGAUGGAUUUUUGUGUAUGGCAGGAGCUGUACAACGUCUUACAACAAAGAUCGUCAAAUUACGAUUCAUCAUCGGCCUCAUCGUUAGUUCCACAAUUCAUCAAUAAGAAGCGUUUGAAGCUGUUGUUCAAACAGAUUGAAAUGAGUCGAGAUGAUCUUCGAGAUGUGUUGAAUGUUGACUGGAAAUUAGUAGCCGCAGUGUUACGUGCCGACCUGGUGUUGGUAAACAAUGCAACAGACGAUGGAAAUCACUCCGUGAACGUUCCUGUACAUGUACAAGCUACUGGUUGUCCUGGCGGGAAUAGUCAUCAUAAAACUGACGAGCGGAGUAGUACCGUAGUGGAUGCAAUGAAAGAGAAAUUAAUUAAGUCAUCAUCCGACCCAUCCUCAUCUGAGAACACAUCAUCAUCGGACUUCAAAAAUAGAAAGGUUCAGCCACCUCUACCGUCAAGUGUGUGUAGUAGGUUGCCAUGUUUGACUAUCAACGACAUUUGUUCGAAUUCCGUACCAUCAUUUACUGAAACCACCGAAUCAGUAAGGGCAGAGGCCUCUCGACCAUCAGCCACUAGCAGUAGUCAUUCGUUUAUCAGGACUGUUGUGUAUCCGAAAAAACAUCAGUCGCCUCCAAAAUCAGCCAGACGUGGAAGUAUGCUGAAUUUGACCGGCAACAUCGCUGAUGCGAGCAAUGAAAAUUUAGUUGUUCCGCAGAACUUGCAUCAGCUAGGCAAGGCAAUGUCGAACAGCAAGUAUCUGGAGCGAUUUGGGUAUGAAGGCAAUCAUGGAAACCUGUUGAAAAAGUACCGUCUCUUCGACGCCGUACAUUCACCUAAUGGCGAAUUCAAUUGGUACGCAGCUUUCCACAGUGCACAGAUUAUCGAAAUGAUAAAUGGCAGGGAGGAUUGCAGAUUAUUCUUCUAUUUUUCGCCAGAGUUGCUGAAACAGUGCAACAGUUUCGUAGAAGUGAAGCUCGGGGAUGUUAAGCACGUGUUGAUGGUAUUUUGGAGCCAUUUGGGAGGUGCCGUUCCAUUCGCUUUCUUUUUGCUACCCGAUACACAUGCCGCCCUUCGACAUGUACCGAAAGUGAUCAAUAGAUGGUUUCAUCAUUCGACAACGGUUAUCGGAUGCACUACUCCUUACAACCAGACUUUACAGCAUUCAAUCGCUGAGGUCUGGCCACAAGCGAAAAUAAUUGGAUGCUCGGCUGAGUUUAAAAGCGAACUCAAAGCGUUUGCAAGUGAAAAUAAGAUGUCAGGAGCCGAUGGUAAGUCAACGCUUUUAGCAUGUUCCCUAUGCUAUUUGGAUGAAAACAACUUUUCCGCUGGCAUCAAAGUAAUAAAGAGGUACACUCCGUCCGAGUAUGGUACCAAAUUGGUUCGUCACUUGCGCACAAGAUGGUUGGGUACUCUAAAAAGUGUUAACGGCGAAGAUGUCGUGCACAGAUCGCUAGUUAUUUGCCGAUUGGUCGGCUAUCAAAUUGAACAAGAUUAUUUUCAUCAAGAGUCGUCACUGAAAUUGAAGCACAUAUGGGAUUUCAUCGAUUUCUUGCAGAGGCUAACAUCACAGACAGUAUUGGAACUACGCAAAGGUCGAAUGUGUUCCGGCCCAAGUGACGAAAUUCGAAGAGAAAGAGAACGGCGAUAUAAACGUGCUUCGGCAGAGUUUGAGGAAAAUGUCAAAAUGAUGCGGAAGGUGGAGGCGGUUGAAAAGUUUAUGUUGGACUUAACGGAAAAAUUCUAUUGUCUAUCUGCUUUGCAGUAUGACAAUUAGUUUAGUUUAGUGAAGAUUAAGUGAGAAUCCGAAUAAAUCUUAGAAUUCAAUGAA
Bradysia coprophila is the source of this 2143-nucleotide messenger RNA. RefSeq lists its product as uncharacterized. NCBI's taxonomy places the organism in Eukaryota, Metazoa, Arthropoda, Insecta, Diptera, Sciaridae. The record is from RefSeq and is a predicted model, not a curated record.